This is a messenger RNA of Ogataea parapolymorpha DL-1, 1926 nucleotides long. RefSeq lists its product as uncharacterized. The coding region runs from base 1 to 1926 and encodes 641 amino acids. Gene Ontology annotation, molecular function: protein binding. The record is from RefSeq and is a predicted model, not a curated record. Gene Ontology annotation, biological process: maturation of SSU-rRNA from tricistronic rRNA transcript (SSU-rRNA, 5.8S rRNA, LSU-rRNA). Gene Ontology annotation, cellular component: nucleolus. NCBI's taxonomy places the organism in Eukaryota, Fungi, Ascomycota, Pichiomycetes, Pichiales, Pichiaceae. The transcript has a single exon.
AUGUCUCUCGUGGCGUCGGCCUUCGAUGCGACAGGGCAGUACUACGCGAGUGUGUCGGUGUCACUCGACUCGCACACCCUUAGGGUUCAGAGCUCCAAAGAUAUGGCUGAUAAUUUCUCAAAUGUCUAUCCAUUUGAGAAAGGUGUCAAGGUCCGGGCUCUCACAUGGAUCCAGACCCCUUCGGAGGCGUCAAAGAAUGUCAAAAAGAGACGUGUAGACGCCUCUUUGGAAGAUCAGCUGAUAGCACUCUGUUUGGAAAAUGGCGCUGUUCAUAUUUAUUCUCCAAGCAGAAACGAGAUCGUUCACAAGCUAGCGACUUCUAACCACAUAACCGCCUCAGACUUCCACCACAAUGCGCAUUCCAACGUGGCCUACAGUUGCGAUAUACAAGGAAACCUGUACGAAUUCAAUCUCAAAAGCUGGCAGCUUUCCAAGACACAUAGACCACUGAGCGAAGAAACAACCUUGACCCGUUUGGCAACAGUAGUGUACAACGAUCAGCCGCAUCUUGUUCUUUGCUCGCACUCCACGUACUUGGUGAAUACUGCUGACAACUUUGCGGUUGUCAAGACUCUUCCUGGACACGUUUCUCCUAUACACACGGUUCUGAACUAUGGUGACGACAUAAUUUUCACUGCUGCGCAAGGCGAUCGGUUCAUUAAUGCCAUUUCCAUCUCAAAAGGCACCACCGUCGGGGUUCUGGUUGCCGAAGAGCCUGUUUUAUCGAUAGCAAUUGCGGACAACGGGUUUGAUAUGACCAUCUUGGCUGCUACCACCGAGUCGGGAGCAGUGGAAAUAUUCAACAGUCCGCUGCAAGAACAGAAGAAAACUGUUGAGUCUGCCAGCUCGCCUUACAAGCGCAAGAAGAAAACCGUUAACACACAGAAAAGUGACGCCAAAAUCACUGUCGCUCGGCCUGCAUCAGAGGUUGCGGAAACCCUUCCAAUCCAAGGCGUCUCUUUAGGGCCAAAGCACCUGACUUUGACCUGGCUUGAGGAUUCGAGCGUGCCGUUUUUUGAUGCUCUUGACUGGUGGGUUCUAGCGGAAGAUGGGACAAAAAUUUACAAAGUAGUCGCGGACAUCAAGCUGGAAAAACCAAAGCCUAAUCUCAAGUUUUCGCAGUUCUCUAAAAAUGGCCACGACAUUGCUGCUCCUAAAACCUACAACGAGAGCAACGCAGUAGUUUCGUCGGGUGACAACUUUAGGGAUCUUGAAACUGCUGAGGAGGACGACGAAGACGAGAUUUCGCUGGCAGAGAGAUUGCGAGCCAUACAAACGAAUGGCCAUGGAAACGCCGCUGAAAAGAGCGGAAGAGCCUCGACAGGAACUCUGACAACUGUUUUGUCGCAGGCACUUAAAUCGAACGACCAUUCUCUCCUCGAGAGUGUGCUGAACAACAAGGACGAGACUGUGAUCCGCAACACAAUCCUAAAACUGGACUCUAUUUAUGUUGGCCCGCUUUUGGACAGGUUGGCUGAAAAAAUUGCCAGAAACACCAAUAGACAAACAAAUCUGGCCUACUGGGUCAAGCACAUUUUAAUAUUUCAUGGCGGAUCGCUGCAGAAUUCGCCCAGCUUGAAUUUGUUGGCUACCACCAUGAAAAGGAAAGCAGGAAAUUUGGACAGACUGUUGGAGCUUAGAGGCAAACUAAGCAUGAUGACAGACAGGUUCGAGCUCAAGCGAGAGCUGGUAGGCCUCGAGACUCGCGACGAUGACGAGGAAGACGCAGACGUCGAGUAUAUCGAGGAGCUAGACGACGCGGGUCUGCUGAGCAGCGAGGAGGAAGAGGAGGACGAGGAGGAUGAUGAUGAUGAUAUGGACGGCACAGUGCCGUCAGAAGACGUUUCGGACGACCAAAACAGUGAUUUGGAAGUCGAAUCGAACGGAAGAAAAAUAGACCUUAGCGACUCUGAGGAGUCGUCGUAA